AAUGUCUGAGAAUUUGUUCCUUACGGAAUCGAUAGUAGAGAAGAUUUUAGAUGCAUCAGUAGAUAUACCCGUUGCAGCAUAUUGCCUACCCAAAACAGGGAUAUUAAACUUUUGUGCAUCAGCUGAUGUAUCAUUGGAAAUAACAAACAAAGCGAUAAAGAAAUUUUGUUCCUUAGCAGGCAACGACUACAUUUGCUCAAUUCUUAAUGUUAACAUAAAGGAUUAUUCAAUGUUGAUAAAAUAUCGUAAAUGUUUCGAAUGUUGCAAAAAGAAAUUAAUAUGGCCUUUAAUUACGAAGUAUUUAGAUUGCCAUAAAAUAGAUGCAGUAUCCGGUAUAUUUGGAGAUGACCAUUUGUCAUCUCUAUCUUAUAAUACAUUGAUAUAUUGCAUUGAAAAUAACUACAUCGAUCAUUUUCUUCAUUUAUGGAAAUGGUUCCUUUUACAGAGAAACUUUGAAAUAAAUAACAAAGUCUUAGCUUUUUUAUUAGCCAGAGGUGUCACUGAUGAACUCAAACUAAUUAUAGUCAUGCUUGAUUGGCUAAAGAAUAAAAUAAGAUUCAGUUCCCAUUGGAGAAGUAAGAGAAGAUAUGAUAUUCAAUUUUACUCUGAGAGGAAUGUUACUUGGCAACAUAUUGAGAAAUUCAUGGAAUUGUACGGAAGUAUCAGAGAUAGUAAUAGCGAAAAAUUACUCUUUGAUUGUUAUAAAAAUGGUAAUUCGAAUGUUUUUUUUAAAUUACUUGACGAGAAACCAGAUUUAAAGAAUUACAUUCCAUCCAAUAACGAAGCUUUCCAUUUAAUUGAAACAUCAGAGGAGAUUCGCGAUUACUUUAUUCAAAAGAACCCGUAUAUUCUACAGGAACUUCACGAUUAUAUAAUGGAGAUAUCUGAUGAGAAUUUAUAUUGUGGAAUUUGGAGCGUAGAUUUUGCUAAUUUAUUCAAAGUUCAAAUGCUAUCUGACUUUUUUGUUGAGAAGCAAACUUUAAAAAAAGUCUAUAGUCUGUGGUUAAAUAAGGCUUGGUGUGCGUCCGUCUACGUUGUUGUGCCAAAUACUGUACAACAUCAGAGAAAGACAGUUUAUGAUAUUGUUAGAUUUUUCAAUAAGCAUAAAAUGCCCCUAAAGAAACUGGGAAAUCAGUUUUGCUAUCGAAUAUUUAGAGCCAUUACUGAAAAAAUGACUAAUUUCAUAGAAGAGGCGUAUUGGGUCUUGCCUAUGCUUCUACAAAAUGGAUUCGUAUUCACUGGCAAAACUCCCGGCAGUUUUGAACUCGCAGCUUUGGAUGAAAAUUGUAGGAGACUACUUAAGGUUUUAUUUUUAACAUCUAGUCAGAAAUGUACAUUCUCAAGUUGUCUUCUUGACGAAAUUGACCUUUGUUCAAAACCAAGAACUCUAGUCAACCUGGCAGUCACUACUCUUCGAGAAAAUAGGCGGGAAAAUAUUGAAAAUUUUAUCUCAGGUUUGCGACUCCCUCAACCUAUGCAGAGUCUAAUUCUUCUAGAAGAUGUACUUCAAGUACUAGGCGUCAUGUCAAAGAUAGAGAUACCGGAGAGCAAAGACGACUUAUAUACGGAACAUACAGAAAAUUGUCUUGUUAAAAAUAUAAUGGUCAAGGACUUGGCGGCAGACUAUUUGAAGGAAGUUGAUGUUUUAAAUCCUAUUCCGGUGCAUUGA
Dimorphilus gyrociliatus is the source of this 1669-nucleotide messenger RNA. NCBI's taxonomy places the organism in Eukaryota, Metazoa, Annelida, Polychaeta, Dinophilidae. The record is from the annotation of a GenBank genome assembly.